Aplosporella prunicola CBS 121167 is the source of this 1299-nucleotide messenger RNA. RefSeq lists its product as uncharacterized. Bases 100 to 1128 code for a protein of 342 amino acids. The transcript is spliced from 2 exons. NCBI's taxonomy places the organism in Eukaryota, Fungi, Ascomycota, Dothideomycetes, Botryosphaeriales, Aplosporellaceae. The record is from RefSeq and is a predicted model, not a curated record.
ACCUGUACUUAUAGCAUACCAUCGUCCGGGAAAAGGGACAUCUGGUGCAACUCCAAAGCCAAUUCAAUCCUUUGUCUGAGACGUCUAAACCAUUCAAAAAUGACAGGAAAGAAAGUCUUCUACAUCGGCCCCGGCUUCAUCGGCUGGAACGUCGUCGAGCUUCUCGUGAACGAGGGGUACGACGUGACGGCCAUGGUGCGCCGCAAAGAACACUCUCUCCAGAUCGAGAACACGGGCGCCAAAACCGUGUUCGGCGACCUCCACGACAAAGACGUGAUAACGAACGAGACCGCCAAAGCCGACAUCGUCAUCCACACGGCCACAGCCGACGACCCCGUGUCCGUCGAGGCCGUCCUGGCCGGGAUCUCGCGCCGCGCCGCCGCCAACGCGCACACCAUCUACAUGCACACGUCCGGGACCUCGGUCAUCAGCGCGCCGACCCCCGACCGCAUCUACGCCGACAGCGACCGCGCCGCCAUCGACGCCCUCGCGGACGACGCGCCCCACCGCGCCAUCGACCUGAGCAUUGUCCGCAAGGCCGCCGAGCUCGGCUCCAACGCCAAAUGCGCCAUCAUGAUGCCGCCCGACAUCUACGGCUUCAACCCCGUGCACGGCCGGCUGUCGAUCCAGCUGCCCACGCUGGCGCGCUUCGCCCUCGUCCAUGGCUACGCCGGCCAUGUCAAGAAGGGCGCGGGCGUCUGGUCCGCCGUGCACGUGCGCGAUCUCGCGCGCGGCUAUCUCGUGCUUCUGCACGCGCUGGAGCAGAAGCCCGCAGAGUGGGUGUUGGAGAACCCGUAUUUCUUCUGCGAGAACGGCAGCGAGUUCUCCUGGAAAGAGGCGAGCGAGCGCAUUUCGGCGGCGCUGCUGAGCGCGGGCCGCAUCGCUGUCAGCCAGGUUAGGGAGAUUGGCGAGAGCGAGUAUGGCGAGCUGUUUGGGCCGGCGACCGAGGUCGUGCUCUGGUCGAACUCGCGGAGUCGUGCUGUUAGGCUUAGGGAGCUGGGCUGGGAACCGCGAGAGAAGGGCGUUUUUGAGAGUUUGGUGCAGGAUGAACUGCCGGAGAUUUUGAGGGAUUGGGAUGCUAGGACUGCGGAUCAGAAGACUAGUGCGUAUGCGGCGAGGGUGGCUUAGGUGCUGCUUUACGCUUUACUUUGAUGUGAAUGAUAUGGCGUGGUCCUCGGAGGUUUGCGAGGCUACGAUAUAUUCCCAGCCGUGAGUAUGGAUGCCAUGUUUUUUUUAGCCUGCUUAUAAGGUUGAUAAGAACUAGAAGGAGGAAUCAUAGAUAUAAUUUGGUACUAUAGU